Paramisgurnus dabryanus is the source of this 4451-nucleotide messenger RNA. The record is from RefSeq and is a predicted model, not a curated record. Lineage: Eukaryota; Metazoa; Chordata; Actinopteri; Cypriniformes; Cobitidae.
CAUCUAGUGUUCAAAUAUAUUAUAGACAUAUGCCUCAACAUUGAAGAACACAGUCCAGUAGCCAACAACAAAUAAAAAUGAAACUGUAACCUCAAUGAAGGGAACAAACUAAAAUAAACAUAGACUAAAAAUAACAGUUUCAAGAAACGAUAUUGAUUCUAAGCACUUUACAAAUGAUUUUUUGCAACCCUGAGUGAUACAAAGAGAUACAGUAGACCUGACAAAAAUAAAUAUUUUUUAUGUUGUACCCGUUUAGUUUGAUGGUUUUUAGGAUGAUUAACCAAAAAGCGUCCUGUUUAGCUGAAUUCACCCUCCGCAAACAGACGCUGCGCAGAGCGACCUGUGUACGACAUCAAAGUACCGCGAUAGCUGUGUUUUCGAAUCGCUCUCGCGGUACUUGAUGUCAGUCUGCGCAGCGCCGCCAGAAGUCGAACACACCGACUGAAAGGAACUAGUCACAUGCUCUAUAUCCCGGAAAUAAUAAACUGCUGAAUGAAAUGUCGAUGUGUGCAGCAGUAGCAGUAUACCAUAAAGUGGGGCAGUAAAGUAAAAAUACAAUCCGCAUGUUGCUGUCCACCGCAUGACUUGAAAAGCCAAUCCGAUAUUGUUCAUAACCGAUUUUUUUAUCACUCCACAAAUGGACAAAGACAGACUCGCACCUGGUCCGUGCUCUUGGCUGGAGGUGCAUAAUUUCAUUGGUGACCUUAUGACAGCAAGCGCUUCAGUCUCUGGUCCACUGAGAGAGCAGCGUAUUGAUGAACCGUUGAGCUCUGCCUGGGACAUGGCCAGACCCAAAGUCUCUAAUCUUUCACAAUCUAACCCUUCUAGGCAGAAACAGGUGAAAAACACAGUAGGGUUUGCUCUGCAUUCUGAGGAAAGGGAAAAGCAGCCUAGAGAACAUGAAAGCCUUGUUCAGCAUCAUACCUGCACAUGCCCCGGAUGCCCACUUUCCUCAUCCCUCUGUUCUUCCUUACUCCAGUCUCUGAAACCUCGAAGCAGUCUUGCCUCACAGAUCCAACCACCCUCACCACCCCCGUCCAGCUCAUCACAGCAGGUCAAAGAGCCCAAUUCUGCAUCUGUUGGCCUGGGCUUGUGUCUAGGUUUGGGUCUGUCUUUAGAAGAGGGCACCAGUGAGGCCACCAGCUCAUCUAACUCUGAGCCUGGUCGUCCACAACAUCAGGACAAAAGCACUAGCACCCACAGCCCGAUCCCACAGUCAAACCAUGAGACCCCAAAUGUUCAAGCAUUUCCCUGUCUGUGCGGUCAUCGUGGGUUUCAAACUUGUUCUCAACUUUUGCGGCACCAAAAGGACGCCGGGGUGCAUGCUGGGCAUUAUCAUCAUCACCAGCACGGCCAUCAUUGUCCUCUUACUUCUUGCAUGCCGUGUUCACAACUGCACCAUGCUGCCCAGUCACUCUCCUCCUUCCCAUGCCUGUCCUGCGAGCGCACGUUUCCCACCUGCGCCCAACUUUUGCGCCACCAGCAAGGCCACGUGCAGCAGGACGGUCUGCAGCAUCUGCCAUGCAUGCACUGCAGCGCCUCUUUUCCUCGGCCUUCUCAACUUCUGCAGCAUCAACGCGCCGAACACGCGUCCAAAACGGGCGGCUUCAUGUGUGCCGAGUGCGGUCGAGCGUUUAAUUCUCACAGCAAUUUGCGAAUCCACCUCAACGUGCACAGUGGAGCUCGGCCCUACAGCUGUGUGGACUGUGGGAAGAGCUUUAGCCAAUCGGGGGCACUAAAGAUUCACCGCAGAAUACACACCGGAGAGAGACCAUAUACCUGUUCUUAUUGCGGAAGGGGUUUCCCUCACCUGGCUGGGGUGAGGGCCCAUCAGCGCACACAUACAGGGGAGAAACCCUACCAAUGUGUCCAGUGUGGUAAGAGCUUUACACAGUCUGGGGCGUUAAAGAUUCACACUCGGAUCCACACCGGUGAGAGGCCGUUCAUAUGCAGCCUCUGCGGGAAGAGCUUUUCCAAUCGGUCCGGCAUUCGUUUUCAUCAUCGUACAGUUCAUGGGAUUGUGACGGAGCCAAAUUCGGUAGGCAGGCCCAGCCUGGCUGCCACGGCAUCAUCCCCUGCAUCUGAGAACCUUCAGAGAAUUCAAACUUCUGGUCAAGAGCCUGUCAACCUGCUCAAUCUCCAGCAACUGGAUGGGAGGAGUCCAUCCAGCAAAAAACAGAUAAGUGGGGAGAGUGAAAAAAGAGCUCUUCCAUAUGCCUGUGAGGACUGUGGCCAGCGCUUUCCAGAUGCUCCCACUAGAAACAGACACCAGACAUUGGAACACUACUCUGCAGAAGAGAGAGAAAGGGAGGACAGAUGUACAGAUAACAAUAAAGAUUAGGCAAACGACAGAAGACUGAAGCAGCAGUCAGUAAAACACUGCUGGAUCUUGAAUAUGCACUUAGCCACAUAUAUUAAAUAGUUUUCUCAAAAUUUUUAUUUCUGUCACUAUUUACUGAACUUGUAUAAUUUAUUUUAGUCUGUGGAACACGUUAGAAGUCAUUUAAUGAGUGUUUAGCUAUUUAAUCCAUACAGUAGGUGUUUCUCAAUGUCAAGGAUACUUCCUUGGCAGGACUGGUCCAUACAAGUCACUUCCUUGAGACGCUAUGCAAGGCUCCUCUUUAGCAUCCGAGAACACGGAAUGAAACAGGCUAGCGAGUGCAUGUCAUUGUGUCAUUAUGUCAGUGAAAAAGUGUGCUUUCAGUGUGCGCACAUAGGAUUGUGGGUGAUUUCAGAGCGCAAAGGCUACACUAUAUAAACAUUAUUUCCAUGUGUAUGGGAUAUUUCUAGAACGAAGGACUCAGUCCUUAGUUGCAAUUCUGAGGAUCCUUAACAUUGGAACAGUCCUUCGACGGAUGUCGAUGAAGUAGCAUCCUCGAAAUUCUGGCUUCCGAGGAUCCUUCCUUGACAUUGAGAAACACCUAGAGAAAGUCAGGGGCUGUUAACGAGACAACGAUUUCCACCGUAAACAAGAAUUUUUUUAUGUGGUUUGACUGUUUUUUUUUUUACACGAGAACUGUUUUUGGGGUCCUGAAAACGAACUUUUGACAAUCGUUUUGACAGCAUUGUGUGUACAUAAAAAAUUUCAGUUUUUUACUACAUCAUUGCAGUGUAAACAUAGUGUCAAUCUCCAAAAAAGAUAUAGCUUUAUCGUAAAGGUAAUACUUACUAAUCCAGUGGUUUUAUCAUGACAUGAACUGAUGCUCUUUAUAAUUAUUAUUGACCUGCUGCCAUGUCUGACAUAGGUUCAAGAGCUGUUAUGAAUCUAUUUACAGAGACUUUUAUUAUUUGGUCAUGUAAUUUUAUUUUGCCUGUGACUUGUGCCUCAACAACCUACAUUGGUGACAUAUUGUGAAUUGCACCUUAAGUUUUAAAUCAGUUACUUCGGCUACAAAAGUUUUUAGUCCAUAUUAUUAUGAAAAAAACAUUAGUGGGCUAUUUUUUGCUUUGUUUUUAAUUUUGAAUUUGACAAUGAAUGACAAGUUUAAACACACAGAUUUUUUUACAUACUUAAUGUAAGUGCAGGUAUUUAUAAGUAGUGAUUUCUUUUUAGUGAUCAAAGAAACUUUAAUAUUAUUUUGAUGAACUUAAUUAUUAUGAAAAAGUUCUCUUUGUAUCUAAUGUGUGUUUUUUGAAGUAAUAGUGCCUUUCCUGAUGGGGAUCUUGCAAAGCAAAUUCAAACUAAGAAACAUCUUUAGAUUCUGGCUUUAAAAGCCAUAGAUCAAAAGUAUUGCUAACAAUCAUUUGGUUGAAAUUAUUUAAAUGGUUUUGUUAUUUUUGCUUUUUCAAUGCUAACAUUUUUGCAAUGUGGGUUUGAAACGAAACGUUGAUUUUACCUGAUAAUAGCACCGAUACUGUGACACCGUUGGACAGGUGUUUUCAACCCUGCUCCUGGUAAGAUACCAUCCUGCAGAUUUUAGCUCCAAGCCCAAAUAAAUACAGCUGAAGCAGCUAAUCAAUGUGUAGGGUUGCUUGAUAAUUAUAGACAGGUGUGUUGAAGCUGGGUUGAAACUGAAGUCUGCAGGGCCAUAGCUCACCAGGAGGAGGGUUGGAGACGCCUCCCAUAGGACGUGUAAUGGGCUGUUUGCAGAAACUAUGUAUACGAAACUACAUUUCAGUUUUCAAGUAAAUCUGUAUGAUAUGGUAGUUAAUGUUUAGGAAAGCUAUAAGAAAAAAACAUGGUCUAUUUCAAAAUUGUUGAAAUGCUGACCAUCCUCAAGUUUUACACCUGUACAGCCUCUCAGCAAAGAGCAUCGCAUUUCUUUUGCUACAUCUGUCAGUGUCAACAUUGAUCAGUGAUGUUGCAUUUAUGACAUGAUGUAGAUUUACUUUUAUUAUUAUUAUUAUUUCGAAAAAUAAGCUUGCUACAGAAAUGAACGUUACAGUGUUACAGUUGUCAUUGUGUUUCACCUGUUUGUAGGGGAAUAAAGCUGUCGAUCAUACAUUUACAU